AUUGGUAUGGUGGGAGAGGCUGGUUUGUUGACUGACUUGGUGCUCUCGGCUGUGCUGUAGCUGUUGCUAGUAAACUAGCGAACCACCUCUUCACAGAUAAAGAUAUUCAAUUGACAAGAUGUCAGGAUUGCAACUCUCCUGAAGCCGGCACAAGAGAACUUCGCCUGCAAAUGAUUUUCGUCUUCUUGGACCAUUUUACACCGGAGCCCGACGUGGUUUUACUAGCAUUAGCUGAAGUUACAAGAUUGACAAAAUAGACGGCUAAAGUUGCUCCUGGAGUGAUAUGUGCAACGCCAGGCUCAACAGCGGAACACUAUGUAGAAGGAUCGCCUGUUGAGAGCAACAUGGAAUUACUGAUUUCGCAAGAUGUAUUUCGGCCUUUAAAUAAACUGCCAUUUCUCCGAGAGGUUAUUUAAGUUGUGAUCUCGGAGAGUUGAAGCAGCGGUAUAUCUGGGCGUUGCUGUCAAACUGUCGCUCGUUCUGGCUGCAGCGCUGGCCUAGGAAGCUAGCGGCGAGCUAGCUAGCUGGCCGCACGUCCUGCUCAUCCACCAAAGUAAGUGCUCAAACUCAGUGAGAAUUCAUUGACAGCUGUACCUGAUUUUUUAUCUCAAGGUCAACAGAGAUAAAUUGCAGGAGUUGGUUGUUGAAGUCACUGAAAUACACUGCGUGUCCUUGUUGUAUGGCAGUUAACCCAUAUAGAGGUGGGUCUGUGUAGCGUUAGCAUUAACUUAAUCUACCGCUGCUAUAACGUCAGUUAACGGUAGCCCACAAGACCAGGGCCUUCAUGAAUUAUCUUAAUAUAAACCAAACAUUUACUGACUUAAUUGACUCUAAAUGAACUGAAUGGCAUCACAGCCUGUAUGUGAGCUCCCAACUAAACAUAAGAACAGAACCAACAAGGAUCUGGGGCUGUUGCAUUUUUCCUUUGGUUUUCUUAUUUAAAAUUGUCCUGCAGUAUCCAGCUGUAGUUGUCAGUUGCCUUUACAUAGUUAGACAGAGAAUGUUUUGUGAAAAUUAGUGACAUGAGGAUAAAGCAUUUUUAGUUUGGGCAUUUAUGGCAAACAUUCAGUUCAUAGUCCUCUUGAAUGAAGUUAGAAGUUGAGAGCAAACCCUCCAAACAUGCCAGAGGUUAAAAAUCAGGUCUACACAACAGAAGAAAAAAAAACUAUGGGUGCUCAUUCAAUGUAUUUUAGUUUAGCAUUAAUGGAAAAAAAAAUGGUUUAAUAAUUUUUUAAUGUUGCGUUUGUUGUGAAUCUACACACUGACAGUCAAGAUCAUGUGCAGGCCUGUCGUAUCCCUGUGUCUGUGGGAAUGUCAGUAUAACAUGUAUGCUACGUUUUCAGUAAAGCAUUUCAUUUCAAAUUGCAGAACGACAUUGUUUAGUAACAGAGAAGUGGAGGAUUGAAAAUAGACCAUCAGUAAAGUCUGUGAUCAACUAAAGUCACAUACAAAGUGAAAAUGGUUAGCCUUUGCCAUUUUCGGUUCCUCUAAUCACAGGAUCUGUUUUUUUCUGUUUUACUAUGUUGUAAAUUGUAAAUUGAAUCAUGUCUUUUUUUGGACUGAUGCAAUUUCCUGGGGCUCCUUGGGAUCUGAGAAAUUGUGAUGGGAAUUUUGGCAUUAUUUCAGACAUUUUAUAGACUACACCAUCUGAGUAAUGAUCAGAUAAAAACUCUUCACUAAAACUAACUGCAUUUGCCCCAGAUUUUUACAGCUUUAAAAUCAACGUGGGUGAUGAAUGUUACAUGGCCUCAGCCCCCUCUAAAUGAUAUUCAUAAAACCUGGUUUACCCCGUUCUUCCAAUGUGGACACUGGACAAAGAAGACAGUCCCCCCUCUAAAUAUACUUGGAACUAUAAAAAGCUUUUCUCAAUUUGCCUGUUAAUGAAACACAAAUAACACUAACUACAUUUGGAGGAGGCACCAUGGCCAGCAAAAAUUGUCUCAGAUGUGCAUAUUUGGACUUUUCCGCCUGUUGUCAUACAGAUGCAGCCAGUGAGACAAGAUUUGAUCAUAUGCUGAUCUGUCUCAAGCACGUAUAACCGUGAUCCUCAAUCAAUAACCCUUCCCCUUUCUUUAUUACGAAAUGUCUUCUAUCUUUCUUCUCCUCCCACACAGUAGGAGUUUAUCUGACGGGACAAAGACGUCAUCACAUAUCAAAAAUCUUUUUUAAGUUAGGAUAAAAAUAGGAAGAAACAUGCUGGUUAGUUUUGGUAAUCACUACCAGUACACCACCAAUGACAUGACUCAUAUGAUUCCCAUCAUUCAGUAUUCAGUUUGAUAUAAUACUGUCUUUGAGAGGAGUGGAGGAGGGGGGCUUUAUAGCAGCAGCUCUGCUCAAGACAAAACAUUUACAUCUCAGAGUUAAAGCUGUGAUCAAAAACUUCUUAAAAAAAACAACAAAACACUUAAAACCUUCCAGAAAGAUUCCACACAGAAGAACUAAAGAUCUCUGCACUGCUGGUUGAAUUUUAUAACUGACACUGAGAGCAGCUCUGUUUUUGAAUUAGAUUUACAGAUUUUAUAACCUCCUUCCAGACCAUGAUUCCUCUGCACUCAGUUUUAUGCAACGCUUGAAUUGGUAACAGUUUAUGCAACAGUGGAGAACAUGUACCCUAGCUGAUCACGGUGUUUAAUUCUUCACACUCUGCUGACAAAAGAAGCCACCAUUCCCUCUGCUGACUUCAUCUUUUUGACUGUUUGAAGGUUGCCUGUUGUUGAUGGUCUCCCUGCCAGCCAUGGACACUGAGACUGACACCUGCCCUGCAGUGCACCAAAAUGGGACCGCCCAUCGGGAAUCUCCAGACACUAGUCCCGCUGCUGCUGUUAUGAGACUUCAUUUCUACCACAGCAGCCAAGACGAGGCCAACUGCACCUUUCUCAGCUACCCGCCUGGGGACUAUGGGGCUGAGGAGCUGUGUAUAGACGCAGCCAAGGCGUGCAGUAAGUACUGCAGUUGUGCAGGCCGGCAUCAUGCACCCCCAUACAUGUGUUGUGCUGUAACUCGGGGCAUAGGUCCUGAGAUAAGGUUAUCAAGAGGCCACAGUGAAACUAAUCAGCAGAUAAAUCGUUGGUUUGUAAAGUGUGCUCAAGGCUUUGUUUACGCAGUGUUUAACUUCAUGUGCUCUGUAUAAGGAUAAGCAAGAAUAUGGUCACUUUGCUGUCAUAGAGGCUUUUUGUUUUUACCAAUAUUGAACUUCAGAGUCCAUAAAAGUAUUGUGCAACUGAAACACAGAGCAGAGCCACGCAGAGGUGGUGGACAAGACUGACCUGCAUGUAUCAGGAGUGACAUGUCGUGUGUUUGAUGAUAAACCAAACACAGCUGACAUUUAGGACGGCCUUUGUCAACCUUUUUGUUCACCUUUGUUGGUGGUAGAAACUGUCUGUAUCGUAUGUAAAGCAUAAUCUGCCGGAAACUCCUCCUGUUUGUGAGCUUUAACAGUUUCUGCAGAUAUGCUGUAAUCAGAUUUUCAGUUAAAGUUAUACAGAUUAACGAGGAGUCGUGGUUCAAGCUAGAAUUACACUGUUUCUUACACAAAGAGCAAAGUUUGGGAGAUUGUCUGAAUCCUCCUUUGGCCACAACUGCCAACACAGGCAAGAAAAUGAAGUAAAUACUGGAGACUGUGGCGGAAUAACGGGCACUUAAAAAGGAGGUAGACCGGACAAGAGCUUAAAAGCUGGGUCAACAUCAGUGAAGCUAGCAUAAACAAUGGGGGACGCUUCAGGAUCUUAAGGACCCUGUAACCUUUCUGCUGGACAGGUAAACCGCUUUAACAGAGUAAGCAAAAUGUCUGUAACAGAAGUGUUUCCUGUCAAACGGGACCUGCUGCAUGUUGUAGCACCGCCAAACUGUUAACCUCGGGUCCUGGAGUAUGUCACUUUUUCCUAGUUGUAGAAGUCCUGCAAACAUUGUGUUUGCUGGUAGUCUGUUGGCAUCUACAGUAGCACCAAUGCUUUUUACUUUCACAUUGACUGGGCCCCAUUUGUAAUUAUCUAAAGUAUUUAUCUGCAUUAUAUCUAAAUUUAAUUUAAACGCUACAAGCGAGCAGGAACGUCUGUUUGUGGGCGGGGCUUUCUGGAGCAGAAAGGGAGGGUAGAGGAGGAGCUAAGGGGAAAACUGGGAGGGGUAGUGUUUACAUUCAAGAUUUCUCCCAAAAACUGGCACUUCCUCAGAUCCUACCUACCCCACUUUGAACAGAGAAAACACGAAUGCAGAGAGACACUGGCCCUCAUUUAUUAAUCUUGCAUAGAACUGAGCACAGGAUUCAUUGUAUGAUAGGACACACGUGAGAUUUAUGAAAGGGUUCGUAUCUGACCAAUCCCAGCGUACGUGUGAUCGUGUCUUUAUAAAUAUGGUGGCUAAAAUCGAUCAUCAUUAACAUGUUCACGCUCUUAAUUAUUCAUGGUUCAGGAGCUUGCCCACUGAGUCAAAUAUGUAAGAGGAGAAAUAUUAGAAAGAUGCCAAACUUUUCCGAGCUGAAAGAGGAUAUUCUCACGUCUGUGAUGGAAACUAACAAGGAUUUUCUCUUUGGAAGCGUCAAAACCGGUAUAAAAGCAGUCAAGAGAACUCGAUUAUGGUGGCACUGAACAGCGCUGCCCCGGGAAAGUGGACAGUGGCUGAAGUUUGAAGAAAUCAUUAGUCAAUAAUUGGCUCAUGAUGAUGAGUUAAUAUCUCAAACACGCCUCAAAUUUUUUUUCAUUGCCAUAACAUAGGGUACGUCGCUCCUAUUAUUGAAAGUAUUUAGUUUUAAUUUGUUGCGUCUUUGUAAUGUAGAGCAGACUGGAGAGUCCGACAGAAGCUUAACAAAAAUAAUUAUUAACCUCACCAAACGGUGUGUUGCUGCCCUUGAGGCACAUUUUUAUGGAUUUUUAUUGGAUUUUUAUCACUGAUUCAAUAGCAAGAGCACUUUAAAACUUGUACUUCACAUGUCAGAAUCCAUGGAUAAGGUCCUGUCUCCUCUGGACAGCACCUUUUGUGGAGUCUGUUUUUGUAAUCGUUCUCUGGGCACUGGGUCCUGGCGUUGCACCGGCACAUCCAACAGCACUCCAUACGCCGGAGUAACAUUGUUCAAAACUGUACUCGCCCAAAUGAUGUCCCACACCUUCGAGUGUACGACAACGCUCCCACCGCUGGGCCAAGACAGAGACAAACCUGCCUUUCAGGAGUCAAAAGCAGCGCUCCACUGUGGCGCAUGUGCGUGUGUUAAAACGGUGUUCCUGCUCUGUGGCAGUGUUUGCUGGCGGGGUUAUCAAAUAGGCCUAUUCACAAAGGGCAUAACCAAUUUAUUUUAGUUAAUUUUAUUUAUUUAUUCAUCUUUAAUGAGAUAUGACUGCUUGUGCUUAAUGACAGGUUUGAGGUUUGUUUAUUAAUUAUUUUGAGACAGACAUUUGCUGCACCGCAAAUCUACACCUACUCAAACUUGCGUACACAAUAUGAGACCUAUCAUGAGAUUUAAUCGUAUCGCACACUCAUGUCCAAAUUGAUAAAUGCCAGUCCUUGUGUGGAAAUGGUCGUACAAACAGUUUUCUGCUGUACGUUUGUUUGAUAAAUGAGGGCCAGAGAGAGCUGUCCUCUUUUAUGCCCCUCCUAUCUGUACAUUAACAUAUGCCCCGUGUAUCCUAUUUGAUACUGACCUUUUUGUGCUGCUAUUUUUAAACUUUUAAAUGCAGCUGGGUGUUGUGAUUGUAUCAUGCUGGUUUUGAAUUGUUGCUUCAUGCCACAAUUGACAGCACAGUUGUUAACCUGCCAUAUCUUUAAAGACUGGCGCUGCCAUAGGUACACCAUGAAUCUGUGGGAAACACUGGCACAGUGCCAUUACCCUGGUUUGUAAAAUAUGGUAUUCAGCACACUGAAUAUUGUCUUUACAGAACAUAAUGUGGUUUCUUUUUCUCUGUCUGUUGUAGGUAUAUCACCUCUGUACUGCAACCUGUUUGGUCUCUUUCGAGAGAGAGACCACUUGUGGUUUUCACCCAACCACGUAUUCCAACUCGAUGAAUCUGCUUCAGAGGAUGUUUAUUUCAGAAUAAGGUAGCACAUGACAGUGACAUCUUCAGUACCUUCUCCAGUUGGAUUUUGAAUGUUUUCUCAUUUGCGUAAUUUCUUCCACAGGUACUACUUCCCUGGCUGGUACAGUGGUGGGGCAUCCAGAGCAUAUCGAUAUGGGGUCAGCAAGGGAUCAGAAAGCCCUGUCCUUGAUGACUUUGUAAUGUCAUACCUCUUCUCUCAGGUGAGUACAGAGCCAAGGCUAAAUUAAAGGUGUAGAAAUGUCAAAUAUUCGGUUAGGACCACCAGUCAGCUCAGUAUUUAUCAGUGGAAUCCCUGCAAUUUAUUUUUCCUCUAAUUCCAGCUGUGUCAUUUUCAAGAUUUAAACCAGGAGCCAAAUUAUCCACAAAGAUUAUUUUAACACCAAUAAAUCCUUUGAUUUAAAAAGAUCUACUGUAUCAAGUAAAUGACCAAACAGAGUGGUAAACAUGUCUCCUUGGUGGUCUUUGUAGGAGCUGGUGGGAUUGCAAAAUUAUAUAUUUAAAGAUUUAGCUCACCGGCUAAAUACAAUUUUGCAUCUUGUUGACUUAAGAAAAAACAAACAAUGGAUUAAUGAGCUGGAAGUGUUUAAUGUCUUGGUGAGAGCAGGUGUGAGUUAUUAUACAUGAGACCCAUUAGACUGAGAGGAGAGUUAAAUAUGGCGCUGAGAAGAAAGGACAAAUACUUCUAACUUUGUACAAGGAGAGCCAAGUCAGAUUUAACCAGAAAAUAGCGAUCAGGGAAACCUGGAGCUGAGCACUUUUUAUAUGUGGGUCACUUUUUUAAACGUUUGUGAUGAACAAUGUUGUGCGUUAGUCUUUUUCCAUACAAUAAUAGACACUCUCAAAUUGCAACAGCACCCUGAUGAAGUUUCACCAUCACCACACCUAUGUACUUACACAUGCAGUAACAUAAUGACCUGCCAGUGUGGGAUUUCACAGUUCACAGAGGAAGCAAGACAGGGAAAGGCUUGUGCACGCACACACACACAUAGUGCUGUUCCAAUUAACUCGAGGAAGUGAUUCGGUUCAGUACGUUCACUUAAAAGAUUCGGUUCUUUUGAACGACUCGUACGCGAACGACACAACACUAUUAUGGACUAUACAAUCAAGAAUAGGCUACAUGCUGAAAACGUGCCUAAGUCACAACAUACCGUAGCAUCAGCUGGUUAAGAUGAGGUAAGAGUUCAACUGUGGAGAAUGGAACUUCAAACAGUGUCAUAAAAAUGCUUCAGUGUUAAAUUUGAGUCCUUGUGGCUGCUUACUGUAAUUUUAAGCAGGUGUAUUGAUUGUAGGUCGUCAACAAAGUGACCAAGAGAUUAACAAUUAAUAGUUAAGAUUUAAUACCAAGUAUACCAGCUGAAUCAUUAUUUGGUCCGAAAAAUGAUGCAUCAGUAAGAGCAGGAGCCUUACUCAUUAUCCAUCAGGCUUUAAAGGGCAUAAAUAUCCUGCCUUGAAAUAACAAAUAAGUAUUAGCCUUAAAUCAGGCUCUGCUGUUUCUAGUUUCUUGAAAAUAAAAAUAAGGUUUUGCUGCUCUUUGUAUUUUAUUGGAUGUAAAUCAAAAGUUUUGCCUUCUGGAUUCACGUUUAAACAGAUCAAACAAUCUGAAGACGUCCCUUGUGUAUUAUUCAUUAUUUUCCAACACCAUAAAUAAAAACUGUGGUUAGUUGCUGCCCUCUUCACCAGCACGUUGUAUACUUUUUCAUACAUGUCAUUGUAAGUCAGCAUAAUAAGUUGCCCACCAGUAAUGGAUUUUUUAGCUUUGUCGCAUGAGGUGAUCAUUUGUUACAGUGCUUGUUGAAAAUACAUCUUUAAAAUUCUGUUCUGAUUCAGAUGGAGAUGCACAUUUCUUUAUUUGAACCUUUUGAAUGUCUUUGGUAACACACACUGAGGUCUGAUCUGUAAAUGAGGGUUGCCAGUGUAAGACAGUGUCACCAACAAGUUCUUAAAUUUUCAGCCAGGACAGUCAGACUUCUUCUGUGAGAGGGGUUGCAGUCUUUGCCAGAAGUUGAUGCAUCAUCUUGCAUGCAAAAAUCCAUACCUCAGUGAGAGCAAAACCUGAAUGAGAAAGCAAAACAAAAACAUCAUCCUUAUUCUUAGUCUUUUGUGUGCCCUGCAAGCCUUUUCCUAUGCCAAUAGUAGGACCGGGCGAUUUGGCAAAAAAAAUUGAUCACGAUAUAUUUUGUCAUAUUGUUCGAUCUCGUUUUAAAGUAUCUGUACUAAAAACUAAAGAAACUAGAGAUUAGUUCAACAUUUUAUUAACAUACAAAGUAAAUGACGAAGCAAAUUGAACUUAAACUUAGAAAAAUAUAAAACUCAUUUUAACUCAACUGUACAAUAAAUGUAGAUAAAUACUAAAUAAUAAAGUAAACUAGUGGACAGUCCUGAGUAUGUUUGCAGGCAUGCAAGACCCAAAAUAAACAAAUCACCCCUUCAGGAAUUAUGAAAACGCCUUAAAAUGUAAACAUUAGAUGAUGUAAACGUAGAUGAUACAGUUGAUUGCUGCUUUGGUCUGGUGGCUGCACUGCUAGUUGUGGCUUAACUGCCAAUGAUGCUAGUGCCGUCAGCAGUGUCAGGCUGUGCAGACUUCGCUCUCAUAUUCAUGCUUUCCGCAUCCACCCGGGAGGUACUUCUUCAAAUGAUUAAACAGAUUUGUUGUGUUGCCGAUUUUUGAGGGCACUGACAUACCUUGCACAUUGGCUUAAUUGCUCGACGUCACUUUAGAGAUACCUGAACCACCGCCACACAAACGACGUUGAGCAACUUUUGUUCUCAACAAUAGCAUCUUUGGGGGAUGACUCAAAGUCAUGGCUGACAUCUAUUUUGCUGCCCUCCGCUCAGGGUCUAGCUCCACGUUCGGUCAAUCUGUUUUCUUUCUCUGGCAACUUACAGAAGUGAGCAGGAAAAGCUUGACUCUGAUUGGCUGUUGCUAGCACAUUUCCACUAUGUUUGAUUGAGUAAAUAUGCUCACAGCUGAUCACCAUGAUUGAACUGGGAUUUAUCACGAUCAUAUGAUAGCCCACUCCUAGCUGAUAGUUUGGCUAAUCACAGAGUUAUAUAAGUCACCAGAGCAGCAACAAGUGAUGUGCUCUUCAGUUUUUGAGCCCGACACUGUGCAGUUCUGUGAAUCUGUGUUUUUGGGGCACAAACAAAUUGUAAACAUCUAGAAACAGAAUGAUAUAAGGAGAAACCGCUGAUGACGGCAUGAGGAUCAAAGUCAUUCGUGGGCGCCUAGUUUGAUGAAGAGUGACUAAUAUGAAGUAAAAUAUUCACUCUAUAUGACUGUGAAAGGUUCUUCACAUCUUCUUAAAAUAUCCCCAAAAAAAGACUCUUUGCUUUCACUUUUGUACAGCAGAACUUUGAUGUGUGUAAAGACAUUCGUCAGUCGCUGCUCUCAUGAGCAGAGAUGAAUCAAACAAAUGUCACUUUCAAUUUACCAACAUAAAACCCGCUUUAUUCCUUGCUUUAAAUAAUAAAACCUGUUUUAUUUGUCAGAUUAAGAGUUAGACACAGCUCUCUUUCUUAACUUAAUAUCACUAGUGUCUAUGCUGAUGGCCGGCAAAAGACCCCGAUCUGGAAUUUGAAAAACAAUUCAGUGCUUUCAAAGGGGUCCUUCAGUUUAAGAAGAUACAUAACGCUGAAAAAUUGGUUCACUGAAACUGGGCUAUUAAAACGCAUGUAAAUGCAUAAAUCAGGUUAAAAUUGCAUAAGUUGAAUUUCUUGUACAUACCUAAGUUAUGCAGUUGGGGAUGCAUUUUCUGUACAUGCUUCAUUACUCAUAUGCCAGACUUUGACACAGAAGUCGAGCAGCAUAAGCACAUCGAUGGAAACAACUUUAAUGGCUUUACCAGCAGACAGUCCAGCUGUAACUAGCUACCUCUCGCAGAGGAGGCGAAAUGACUUUUAUUAAUAAACCGGUUCUUGCCUGGUGCUUGUACUCCGGGAUGUCCCACAAUUGAGCUCUACCUGUCGUUCGACAUGACUGUACAUGUGAAUAUACUGACACACUAUAUGAUUCCUGGCAGCAGAUCAGAUGACAUCAACCCCGCACUUUACUGUUUUGGAGUAUUUUAAAAUUCUGUAUCAAUCAGAUAUCGUGUAGUAUUAUUUUAGAGUUGUCCUGUAAUCACUCAAUUAUCGAGGAUUAGCUGUGAUUUAUCACUGCUGUGGGGAAUUAACUGGUAUUGGGUAUUGUACAGUGAGUUAUGCUGCUUUUCUCAUUACCACUAAUAUGGUAGGAAGUGUGACAUUCAGGAUCUUGACUAUUGGUUGGUGGUUGGUGUUAGGGCUGCACAAAUAAUCUAUUUUAAAUCAUAACCGGAUUAUUUGAUUUUGAAUAUUAAAAAAAAAAAAAAAGUUGUCAAACCGAUUUUCCUCUCUUAUCAUGUAUGGCUCUUCCAGGCCACCAUAGGCAUACACUCCCCAGUUCCCACACACACACACCAGUGUAAACAAACAUGGCAUUUGCAAGAGAAGGCGAUUAUUGCGUGGCUAAAUAGGGCAAGAGCAAGUCAGUUGUGUGGAAUUGGUACGGCUUCGUAGUUUUGGAUGAAGAGCAAACCACUCCCCGCUGCAAAGUCUGUCUGAAGGCGGUAUCAACCUGUCCAUGAAUUCAGGAGAAAACGAAACAGUUUUUUGACGCAUCAGCGUUUCAUCCACACAAAAACGGCGUCAAAUAUGGUACUUUUUUGAAAAUGGGUCAGAGAGUGCUACAUUAAAAAAUGAAUACCAUUUGUUUAUCUCCCAAAACGAUUAUGUGACACACAGCAUAACUCUUUCAUGGCGCCUGCGUGUGUCUGGCUAAAACAACCUUUAUACGCAUUCUCUGUAUUCUACUUCUAUCUUUUGCGCAUUUUCUUGACAGCGUUACAGCACCACUUAGGGGCUUGGCAUAUGCACUACAUCGUUUUGAGUGGUUUUGUUUUGAGAGUUGAUAGAAAAACUUAUUUUUAAAAUGAAGUUGUCAAAAAACAAAAUUGAAAUCUAAAAUUGGGUUUUCAGAGAAAAAAAUCAGGAUUUUAUUUUUUGCCAAAAUCGUGCAGCCCGAGUUGGUGUGUUUCUGGGAUCUAAAUAUCAGCAGUAUUAGGUGGCCAGCAUUCACAGAAAAAAAAUAAUUAUGACUCUGAUUACACUGUGAAUCAUAAAUGAGUUUUUAUUAGUAUGAGCCCAUUGAGCACUUCUGCCUCAGGUCUUCCUUACAGGUUAAUCUGGCCACGGAUGUCACAUGGGCGCACAGUUCUACUACUUUAUUGAUACCCCAGAGGUUAAUGGACCUCAUCUCAGUUAGUAGAACAAACUCAUGAUCGAGGUUACGCUAAGUCUGCUCUGGUUUUGUGUUAUGAAUGAAGAACAUUUUUGAAUUUUGCCUCGCCUCUGCCAGAGUAUUUCUCUUUGUGCUUUUGCGUCACAGAAAAAAAAAAAAAAAAAAACGCCCAGUAAAUUUAUUUUUGAGAGCCGGAAGAGAAAAGUAGAACAGAGACUUUUUCAGUUGUAUCAUCACAGUCCUGCAGCCCUCAAUCAAGAAUGUGUGUGUCCAAACCUCCCUGAAAUAGAAAGGGGUCUGUAUAGUAGAUGAACCAAGGUUACACGAGCCAGUAAUAUGACUGAAGCUGACCUCCAGUGAACUGAGGGAUUAUGUGGAUUUAUGCCUGUGGAAAUCUGCGUUUGUGGCUCGGGAAAAGCCUAUAAGAGAGAUGGGAAGCACCGCUGCGGGGGUCACUCGAGGGUGCUGCAUAAUGUGUGUUUGUAUCCAUUAAGCCAUUAGACAUGCUUGCAUUCACUCUGGACAGAUGUUGUAUUUUGCUCUGUGAAGGACAUGCGGAAUUCCUCACGGUUUGUCCCAGCACAGAGCCCCCCUGUGUUUGCGAUAAAGUCAGGCUGUUAUGACUUGCAACGGGAAGUGUGUCUCUGCACUUGCCUGCCAGAUGAACAAACAGGAGAACAGCCCAAAAAAAAAGUAAACAGCAAAAGUCUUCGAUGUGGCAAGACAAAGUAAACAGUGUGGAAAAAGCUGUGUCAGCUGUCAACUGAGGCAGAUGUUCAUCCAAACCUUGUCUUAAAACAUCAUCAGUCGAAGGUGACGUGAUAAAACAACUGAAGCUGAUUUCUUUAUGGUUUGGAUAGUGGCAAAUCCUACUCUGUAGAGGCUUCUUAUGUAAUGUGUACCAAAGCUACAAUAAAUAGUUCAGAUUUCACACUAACUUAAUCAAUCAAAACAAGAGUUACAAACAUGACGUCAAACAGAGUGACAAGAUCCUGGGUUAUCUUGCAGUCAGCCGUCAUUCUUUAUCAGCCGUGCUGCAUGGACCUACAUGGGAAAAUGGAAACAAUGUUUGUUCCAGUUACAGACAAGUCAUGUUAUGCCUCAAUGUCCCGAGAAGCAUUAUUUAUCUCAUCUUCUCAUUUGGUAGCAAGGAGCUCAUGACAUUGAUGAAGAUGUAGAUGUGAAUGUGAGCCUGUCCUAAGUUACAAGGACUGUAUAGAACCAGACAGUGAAUGAGGCUUGGGUUAGUGGAUAAAUAAAUUUGAUAAUAGCUUUUGAAUCUGCUGGGUCAGAUGCAUAAUUAAUUUAAAGGACUUUUUACUGGAUAGCACCGGCAAAUGAGAGGGAAAAAUGCACAGAGAGGGGGAGCAGAUUAUGAUAGACACAACAAAGGGCUGCAGAAGAGAGUUAAACUGGCGGCCAAUGCAUCAAGGGCUCUUUCUUGUUUGGCGCCAGUUAGGCUCCAAAAAGCAGUAGUCUUGCGUGCCCCUGUAAAUGAAUAAAACUGCUUAUGAAUGUAUUGACAUAUACAGAACAAUUUAGCCUGUUUUCUCCACAUAUUUAUACAUUAUUAUUAUUUAUACAUUUAUACAUUACCCAAGUAUCUAAAAAUGGAGACAGUGCUGAUGCUGAUUGUGUGUUCUCUGUGUGUGCAGUGGAGAAAUGACUUUGUCAACGGUUUGGUGAAGAUCCCAAACUCUCACGAGACUCAGGAAGAGUGCCUCGGUAUGGCCGUCCUCGACAUGACAAGAACAGCCAAGGAGAGACAGAUGUCGCCGCUCGACAUUUACCACACUAUAAGGUACUACAAUGAAAUAACAAGGGCAGGUUUCCGAGGAGCUUAUCUGGAAAUAACUCCUGCUAAGCACCCUUUGAUGUAAUAGUGUUAUUUUACUGUUACAAAACCUGAUUUUCUGCACAUAAUUUAUUUUAGGAUUAUUGACAUGUUACUUUUCUUUUUUGAAACCUUGUUUAUGAAACAAACCGCUCUUCUUAAACAGUGUAAUGUGUCAUGUUGUCUCAGCUGUAAUGAACUUUUAUGAUAUCUCAAAUCAAAAAGGCAGAUGCCAGCAAAGUUCAGUUCCAGUCAGGGAAUAUCGGCUCACAUAAGUGGGGAACAAAACAAAGCUUUUGGCAGAGGAUUGAGUCUGAAGAGCUGGCUGCAGACCCAAGUCUUUCUGUGUGAUUGCUUUUUUCCUUAAAAUCAUUUUGUAUCCAGUCCAGGUCACUUCUGUGGUGUUAACUUUUCAAAUAGUUAUUUGGACCAUGUGAUCUGUCCUUAUACACGUUAACACUUUCCCUUUUGUCUGCCAUUAGCUAUAAGUCCUUCCUGCCAAAGGACGUGAGGGCGCAGAUCCAAGACUGCAACUUCCUGACACGCAAACGAAUCCGCUUUCGCUUCAAACGCUUCAUCCAGCAGUUCAGUCAGUGUCGCACUACAGCUCGAGACCUCAAGCUCAAGUACCUCAUCAGCAUGGAGUCCCUGGAGAAGGCCUUCUACACGGAAACCUUUCAGGUCCGGGAACCGUCCAGAGGUCAGCUCAUCAUCCUGGUGGCAGCAGACAGUGGCAUCCAGUGGAGCAAAGAGAAAUUGAAAGAUUCUGAGCAGGUUGGUGGGCUGACUUUCUUACAGAGCAAUUAGGUUUAAAAACAACACUAAGAGCCCUUGUUCCUUCCUGAGACAUCAAUACAUGACUUAGACUGAUCUCUCUUAAGGACUCCUCUGUGUCAACAAAGAAUCUGUUCUCAAAUGACAAAACUGUGAGUGUUGGAAGUGAUCUGGAUUCAGUCAGCAAUUAUGUUGACCCAGAAAGAAGAUAUAAAUAUAUUUUCCAGUAAACACAUCUCAAAUCAUUGGAUGGGUCUUAUAGGUAGGGCUAAGGAAUUAACUCUCUGGGGUUAACACUGGUGUAUACAGCUAUUGUUGUGUUUACAAUAACAGCUCUAAAAUUUUAACUGCCUGCUGUAAAAUCCACUCAGUUCGUGAGACAUGGAACAUCAUCGUCACUGAACGAUCUGUACUUGGAAAUCAAUUUCAACACGGUUUUGCCUUCAGAGUUGCUACGGAGACUCAUGGCUAACAACUGUCUGCACUGGGAAUUCAGAAAAGUAGUGCUGCGUUCGAGUUACCUUGCAAGUCAGAUGUCAGAGCUGAAAAUGACUCUAUACCCGAAUUACCAGCGUUUCAGUUACCACAUCUACAAAAGUUAUUUGAGCGCUUGCCUUGUCCUAAUAUAACCAAGACAAGGCAAGCGCUAAAAUGACUUUUGUCAUUUUUGGUAACUGAAACGCUGGUAACUCGGGUAUGUCAUUUUCAGCUCCAACAUCUGACUUCUGAGGUAACUCGAACGUAGCAUUAGGUUCUCCCCCAGCAGCUGCAUCAUUGUCAGACAGUUGCCAUGGCUACCUAGAUUGGGGUCAUAAUAGUUUCUCAAGUCCAUUAAGUAUCACAAAAACAGUUUUUUGUUGUUUCCAAUAGAACAGAUAAGAAAAAGUGAUUUCUUCUGCCCUUUUGUUUAGGAGCCGCAGACCUUCUGUGACUUUCCUGAUGUCACUGACAUCAACAUCAAACAAGUCAACAAGGAGGGUACUGCAGAGAGCCGGGUGGUCACCAUCAACAAACAAGAUGGCAAAAAUCUGGUAAUUACAUUUUUUGAAUGCCUGUCUUUUUACAAGGUGGUAACCUAACAACCAAACAGGGAAAUCUCAGCAGCCAUGGGCAAAUGGUUUUAAGAAUAGGGUUUCCAUUUUAGGCCCUUUAUGCAACAUGAGUUUUAUAAUUCAGAAUCAGAGGAUAGUUUGAGAGUGGUGGAAGUUCGCAUCUUUUUUUCUUACACGUGCGCUGGUGUGUUUCAGGAGCUGGAGUUCUCGAGUCUGUGUGAAGCCCUCUCCUUUGCGUCCCUCAUCGACGGUUACUAUCGCCUGACCACAGAUGCACAUCACUACCUUUGUAAAGAAGUAGCUCCUCCUCGGCUUGUGGAGGCCAUCGCAUCCCAUUGCUACGGCCCGAUCUCGUGAGUGAAGAACAAAGAAAGCUUAUUCUAUUUUGAAACGCUAAACUGUUACUAUCAAAUAUCAAGCAGGAGUCAAGAGUUGGAAAAUUGUAUUAUUUUAAGAAUGAUUUUACAACCUCCUGUUCGUCUGAUUUGUUGUGCCCUCACUGUCUCACUUGUAUAUUAAACUAAUUUCAUUUUUCAAAGCUGUCAAACCAAGUCACACUGCAUCCCAUCCUCAGGGACUAGCACAGCUUGAGAAGCGUAAAAAAGCACAGCUGCAAAUUUUAUUUCUUAUUUUACAUUAUUCAUCCUUAAUUAUGGUGUUAACCAUUGAGCUGCACCAGAUGUGAUGCAGCUGUUGCAAAAAUUUGUGUGGUGUAGUAGAUUUUUAAACAAGUAAAUAAUAGAUAGAUAUAUAUACUUUAUUGAUCCCAAACUGGGAAAUUCUCAAAAUAACAUACCUGUAUUCUAACUUUAUGUUGUGUGUUUGGUCGCAGAAUGGAGUUUGCCAUCACACGCCUUCAGAAAUGUGGAAACAAGCGAGGAUUGUACAUUUUGAGAUGCAGCCCGAAAGAUUACAACAAGUUUUUUCUGACUUUCCCUGUUCAGGUAUGUGAAGGUCUCUCUGGAUAUCUGGUAUAUCUCACUGAGUUGGAGACUUAGAAGAAAAACUUGAAGGAAAAUGGAGUACAAAAAUGGGACAAGAAGUCCUCAGCAUUAUUCUGUGGAAGGGAAGCUUUGAUAUUGUUGAGAACAGCACUUUGGCUACAAAAAAAACACACCAGAAGUUGUCAGAAAUCAGUGGCUGUCUGAUGUAGAAAUAUGCAAACAAGACUUUGGCCGUAGUCAGACUAAUAUCCGAGCCGCCUCACUCAGCGGCAUGAACAUGGAAAAGGCUAUGGCAUAAAACUUUCUGAACUGUUGUGACACAGGAGACUGAAUUUCUCUCAGCCUGCACCAUGAAGUCUGUAAAGGAGGUAAAGUUGACCUAUAAAGUAAGCAUAAACUGCUGGGCAUUGGCUUUGUGUUUGAUAAGGCUUCAGACUAGACUGACCUUCACAUGUUACAUAGCACAAGCACUGCAGUUUGCUCAGACAGGCUACAUGCACAGAGAUUGAUUUUUUUUUUUUUUUCUAUUUUUGUUAGGAUGAAGUGUCUUUUAUAUUCCUGGAAAGUCAUUUGCAUUAAAUAAUCAAACCACCCAGGCUGUUUCUAUGUUAAUGUUUCUCUAUCAAUUCAGUGAAAGAAACUGAACUAGCGCCUUAAUUUGAUGUGUUUGCUUCCCUCUUUGUGUCUGCUAGGUAUAUGACGCAGUAGAGUAUAAGCACUGCCAGAUCACCAGGUCUGACAGCGGGGAGUUUAACCUCAGCGGAACCAAAAGAAACUUCAGCGGCUUGCAAGAACUACUCAGCUGCUACCAAAAGGAGACAGUGCGCUCCGAGAGCGUCAUUUUCCAGUUCAGCAAGUGUUGUCCUCCUAAAUCCAAAGGUAAAAGCGACUCUUGAUUAGGUCCAAGAGGGUGGGAACGCUCUUUUGUAAAAAUUUAACCACUGUCUGCCUUUUUAGAUGAAGGUUGCUGCAUGUUCCAACCAUACAUGGACGUUCCAGAGAGGCUGUUUUAAAAUGCAAAACUGUAGCUGCAGACACUUCUAAAAAGGGCUAAGGGGGACGGGUUUUGUAAGCGCAAAAGCAUGAAUGAAAAUUGCUAAAAAUCCGUGAAGGGAAAAACCACUUUUUUAUCCUUAUUCAACCAUGAUUUUUGAGUAUGCCGACUGCCAGCUUAAACACAGGGUCUGCAUUAACAAACACCGCCUGGUGUCAAUGGGCCUCCAGCUGUACGAGUUUGAUCUUCAGAUGCUGCCAAAUAUAGAAAUAUCAUUUCACAUCCUGUUAAGCCACAUUCUUCCCAAAAUAAGGAGUCAUUAUGUCUGCACAGCUAACCCACAUGUGACUCACUACAACCUAAAGCCUAUUACAUGUAAAAAGUGUUUAUCUUCAUGUUGUGGAUUUCCAAGUUUCUCAGUUAGUUAGUUAGGCUUAAAUUUUGACAACCUUCACAUUUGGAAAUUGUCGUUGUCAUGUAAAAUCAUUUUUGGUCUCUGCAGAAAAGUCGUGCCUCCUCGUGUGCAGGAGCAACAAGGGUUGUGAAGUGCCUCCAUCUCCGUCAUUGCAUCGACACAACAUCAGUCAGAUGGUGUUUCACAAGAUUAGGAAAGAAGAUCUGGAAUUUGUGAGUUCAGUUUGCAUCUUCAGUAGGGGUGUCAUGAUACAACUUUUUGACUUCAGAUACGAUACCGAUAUUGUUGCCUUCAAUAUUGACUGAUCCCAUAUCGGCACAAAAUUGUGCACGACAAGUUAUCCACUCAGCUGCAGUGUCUUUUUCAGACUUAAACAAAAAAACACUGCCACAAGGCCGACAUCACUCCUACUCCUUGCUACUUUGUUAGUACCUUAGUACACACUGUUGUUGUGAUUUUGUGGGCGCCGCUUACUGGAUCAGGGCGCUGCUAGAUAGAGGUGCCAGGGCGGAGUCUGGAAUGGACUGCUUGUAUCGGAGUGCUGAUCUCAAAGAUUUUAAAUGCAGGCCGAUAUAAUCCGAUAUUUGUUUUUUUGCUAAUAUCGGACCUAUAUCUGAUGUCAGUAUCGUAUCGGGACACCCCUAAUGUUCAGGGGGGUCUCAUAUACCUCAGCUAUACUAAAAUAAUGACUAAAAGACUCUGAGCGACUGUAGUCAUGCAAAACUACAUUACUUACUAUUCUGUUUUACUAACUCAUGCUUCAAAUUAACCCACAUAAUCUUUUUUUUUUAAUAUAAAAAUGAAUGAAAACCAAAUCAACGUUCUUUUUAUCAGAUGGAGAGUUUAGGUCAAGGGACGUUUACAAAAAUCUUCAAAGGGGUCCGCAAAGAGUUGGGAGAUUACGGACUCAUGCACCAAACUGAAGUGGUCAUGAAAGUCCUGGACCAAGCCCACAGGAAUUACUCCGAGGUCAGUUUUUGAGAUUUCAGAAAGGCUUGAGCACCUUUACUGAUGAAAUGAUGAAUGGUGUUAAAGUAAAUGUGUUUUUUUUUUCUUCUCUGCAGUCUUUCUUUGAAGCAGCCAGUAUGAUGAGCCAGUUAUCACACAAGCACCUGAUCCUGAACUAUGGCGUGUGUGUCUGCGGAGAAGAAAGUAAGUCCACCUAAAAGACUCACUCGCUGUACACUCGUGUGUGUCCUCAUUUGACCCCUCGUCCGCACACACAACUAACAAACAACACGCAUUCAUUUGACGACCAUUAUGAGCUUAUGUCAUUACGCUGUAAUGAUGUCAAGAGUCUACUGUAGAGGCUGUAAUCUUGACCAGACUUCAUCAGUUGGUGGCUCAGAGCAGUGAUUAAAUGAUGGGGGUGGUGGGCUAUUCUGAGGAGGAUUAGAGUCCCCUAACCAGAAGCUCUUUGACCUGCCUCAUGCCCUCUUCACCUCACAAGAUUCCUGCUGCCACUCCAAUUAUCUCUGUCGAUCGCUUUUUGGUGGAAGUAUGCUCGUGAGUUGAGACGUAAAAUUUACUGUUGGAAGCCUGUAAGCUUCUGAAAAUCUCUCUGGGUGUGCAGUUGGUUUAAAAACGUCCUUGUCGAGCUCCUAUAAGCUUCUUUUAGUCACCUUUAUAAGAAUUUCUGGAUAAUUGCUUUUGUCAAGACUAGCUUUAAGUGUUUCCUGAAUCAGAGCUGCAGAGAAAUAGUUAGUACAGCUGUAAUGUAACUGUGGCUGACACUGACAUACUUUGUGUUUGCCAUAAUUCCUGCUGUCACGCAGGUAGUGGCUUUGCUUAACCCCAUUUGCAAAGUGGCUCAUGAUAAUGUCAUUAUGCAGGAUGACAUGACACUGAUAUGUUUGAGAGGGCAGAGGUGACUGUAAUGGAGCAUCUCUAUCCUCGUCUUCCUGCAGAUAUCAUGGUGCAGGAGCUUGUGAAGUUCGGAUCUCUGGACACCUACUUGAAGAAGAACAAGAACUCGAUUAACAUCCUGUGGAAGCUGGAGGUGGCCAAGCAGCUGGCCUGGGCCAUGAACUUCCUGGUAGGAAUCCCAGAGAUCCCAGUUCUUCCACAAACUGUGGGAGAGAUUAUCAUUCAGAAACAAACAGAGAAAAUGUUUAAAAAAAUAAUUUGCGUAUUUGGAAAUUCAGGUUUGUUUUUGAAAAGUUUUGUGUGUUUAAAGCAAAAGUUGAUUGAAUGUCAUUAAUUUCUCGACCUGCAGGAAGAAAAGGGUCUCGUCCACGGGAACGUCUGCGCUAAAAACGUUCUCCUGAUCCGAGAGGAGGACCGGCGGGCUGGGAACCCGCCCUUCAUCAAACUGAGUGACCCUGGCAUCAGCAUCACAGUCCUGCCAAGAGAAAGUGAGUCCAAAUCAGCUUUACUGUAAUGCACCUCUUUUCAACAGCAGGGGGCAGCAAAGCAAAAGAAAAAGCAAUGAGUUUAAAGGUCUUAAAGGUCCUUGAUUUCUCUGUAAAGGAGUCAAAUCAACAUGUUUGUUUUUCUUUUUUAUUUCUGAGAAGCAAACUAAAUCCAAUUUUGUACAAAUAUUACAUGACAUGAUCACAGACUGUAAGACUGUGUUCAAAUGACUAACUAUAUAGGUUCACAUUUCCACCAAGAAAUUAAGAUAAACAUUAGAGUACAUAAUGAGAUUAAUCUUUUUAUGAUGUAGCUCUCCCAGAAACCCUUUUCUUUUAAAUUCACAAAUAAACAUUGGAAGCUUCCUAUUAUAUAAAAAUAAAUAAAUAAAAAUAUAGUGAGAGCAAAAUUUUUGAUGCAAGUCCAGCCAUCUAGGUUUAACAUAUUCAAUCCACUUGGUCUAAAGCCUUUCAAAUCUUUCUUUUUCAAGUCCAAGGAUUGUCUGUGUUGGAUGUUAUCUGCUGUAAAUAGAUAAAUCAGACAAGGUUGCGUCUUUUGAAGCAGCUCUUUCUUAUUUGUGCAGAGGAUGAAAAAACUUGACUUUUUGGUUUUAAAAAAAGAACAAUCAGUAAGCCAUCAGCACUGGAUUAAAUGUUUGUUUUUCUGUUCAGUCCUAAUCGAGAGGAUCCCUUGGGUGCCCCCUGAGUGUAUCGAGGACCCUGCCAACCUGAGCCUGGCUGCAGACAAGUGGAGCUUUGGCACCACGCUAUGGGAGAUCUGCAGCGGUGGGGAGAAACCUUUGGCAACACUUGACAACUCUAAGGUAGGGCUGGGUGUUGAGAGACUAAAGAAAGAGACAGUGGAAGUAUGAAGUACAGAUCAGUAAUAACACAAUGUAUAUCAGGGUGUACAAAUUGAUUCCUGUAUUGACUUUAGGAAUGGUACAGGGCUGGGAGUAUCCUGGAGACUCACAGUGUGGUCAGUUAUAAAUAACUGUUGACAAACCUCUUCUGUGACCCACUGUGCUUUCGUGUAGUAACAGUAACGAGCAGGGCGGGAUGUCCUUCUCCUGCAUUGCCGUGAUAGUAAAAUGAAACAACAAGUUUGCCACACUUCAUGUUUAACAAUGCACCGCUUGUUUGCAUCGAGUGCAGAUUCCAAACUGGGUGUCAACAUGCAGCGCAAUUUCACACAAGUCAUUAAGCUGAAAAAUAUCGUCUUUGCAUGACGAGGCUUGCACAACCUCACCUACUUUAUCUCUCUCUCACUGCUCUUCAAUGUAAUAUUAUGCAAGUGUUUCCUUUAACCCAAAUGAGUUUAAAAUUAUAACAGUCCAAAAUAUGUGAAUGAAUUGGUGUUUAUAUAACAGUAAGACAUGCAGAGCUCUGGCAGUGUCACUCUUUGUGGUUAAACACCCUUUUAAGCCUUGAAUCUUAUUAUGCCCUUCAUUUUGUCUCUCAGAAAACCCUUUUCUACGAAGAUCACCACCAGCUCCCCGCUCCAAAGUGGACCGAGCUGGCCAAUCUGAUCAACAGCUGCAUGGACUAUGAGCCCACCUUCAGGCCAACAUUUCGGGCCAUUAUCCGUGACCUCCACAGCCUCUCCACGCCAGGUUGGUGACUAAGCCGCACAUCAGCUGAGCAGUGUCACAACAAGGAAUCUAGGUCACACCAGUGUGGAAUCUCAAAUGUCCUCAGACACACACACCCCUGACCACACACAAACACAUUUAUCAUGGUGUCUUCAGAGACAUGUCAGUGUAAAGAGAGACUCAGCUCCUGUCUUCAUUAGCUGCUUGUUUAAAUGAAUAACAUCAGAAAUAGAGCAAAAGUGUAUAAAGCCAAUUCUUCAGCAUUAAAAGGAUUAUAAGGAUACAUGUUUUUUCUGCUCAUAGUUAGUCAGGUAGACUAAGUCAGUAUUUUUAUAUAUCUGAUCAAUCAAAUGUGGACUGAUCUUGAUCUCAGAGGGCUUCUUUAUUUUUUAGCUGUCGAUAAUUUUGGUUUUUGAUUUUCAGACUAUGAGCUGAUCGUGGACAGUGACAUCCUGCCAAACAGGACGACGGGCUCAGGCUGGGCGACUGGAGGCCUCGAGUCUCAGGAGCCGGCUCAGUUUGAAGAGAGACACCUCAUAUUCUUACAGCAGCUGGGCAAGGUAGGAAGACGCUCCGAACCUGAGUCCAUGAGAACAGAUCAGUAUACAUUAACAAGACUCGGUGGUCCUGUGAGGAACUUUUAGUUUGGGUCAGCUUUGGCUUCCCUGUGGACAAGAGAGUCGUUGCUUAUGUGGUCCAAGAAAUGCUGAAGUAGUGCUUUCUGACCAACAAUGUCAUCAUUCUAACUUUUGACAGUCAAAUUUAUAAUUAUAGUGCAUAUUAAAUGAGAAAAAUAUAAUAGGAGGCCUGUUUCUCUGCUGCUCAGCUGAUGCCUAUCUCCCUUGCACCGGUUUCAGGUGUUAAACAUCAGAAUGUGUAAGUCAUCGAUCUUGUCGUUGAUGGUCUUGUUUAGUUUUUCUAUCAUUAAAAGUAUCAGUAUGAAUUUCAAAGUUAAAAAAGAAAAACUCAUAGGAGCUGUAAGUUAUAUAGUUAUAACUACUUUCUGAAGGGAAUAUUCUUCUCUUCUUUCUUUUUCUGGAACAUGUAUUUUUUUACAGGGUACGAAACAAAGAAAACAUGUUGAUCACAUUUUUGGGGAGAAUAUAUGUUAUAUUGUAAGUUUUGACAUAGAACUCAAACUCAGUAAAUGUUUGAAGGCCCACUCGAGUUUUCCUUCUCUUUCAGGGAAACUUUGGCAGUGUGGAGAUGUGUCGAUAUGACCCUCUUCAGGACAACACUGGUGAGGUGGUGGCUGUGAAGAAACUCCAGCACAGCACCGCCGAGCACUUGAGAGACUUUGAGAGAGAGAUCGAGAUCCUGAAAUCUCUGCAGCAUGAGAACAUCGUCAAAUACAAAGGAGUUUGCUACAGUGCAGGUACACCUCACCUGUCAUUAAUACUUGUAGUUGUUAGAUUAGAGUCUUAAACUCGUGCUUGGUAGGGUUUUUAUUUCCACUGCUUUCAGUGAUGAGCAGAACAGCACUUAAAUGACUCAGUUAAAACCACACUCAUCACAGGCCAUUUUUUUUAAAAAAGCUUUUACUGUAAAGAAAAAUCCUCACCGAAGCUUUGGUAUCACAGAUUUACUCUACAAAAUAUGUUUCGUUUGAUACCAGUGUGUUUCAUUUUCGAUUAAGUAACGAAACUUUGAGUUGAUAUUGCGGUUCAAGCCCUUUCAUUGCUGUACAAAAGUGCUUAUUCUUCAUUUUGGUUUUCCCAGGGCGACGCAAUCUCCGUCUCAUCAUGGAAUAUCUGCCUUUCGGCAGCCUGCGAGAUUACCUCAUGAAAAACAGGGAGCGGAUUGACCACAGAAAGCUUGUGCAUUACACUUCUCAGAUCUGCAAGGUACCUCCCCGCUUUACCUGCUCCUACUACACACCUUCUAUUGCUGCUAACCAUCAGAGCAACAGGAGUGACAGGAUUUGCCAAUGUCUUUACAGGGUAUGGAGUACCUGUCAAGUAAGCGGUAUAUCCACCGGGACUUGGCAACACGAAAUAUCCUUGUGGAAAGUGAGUUGAGGGUGAAGAUUGGAGAUUUUGGCCUCACCAAAGUUCUGCCUCAGGAUAAAGAAUACUACAUGGUCAGAGAGCCUGGAGAGAGCCCCAUAUUCUGGUCAGUCCAUCAUAAUCAUCUUAAGGUUUCACUCUCCUCAGAGAGUUCUGUAAAAGGUAAAACAGGGACAUACAGUCACUCAGUCUGUUGUCUUUAUAGGUACGCUCCUGAGUCACUGACUGAGAGUAAAUUCUCAGUGGCGUCAGACGUGUGGAGCUUUGGAGUGGUGCUGUACGAGCUCUUCACUCACAGCGACAAGAACAGCAGCCCUCCAGCAGUAAGUGAUAACACACCCUCACACACAAGCACGGUGGCUUUUGGCUUAUUUUGACAUGUUGGGACAGCACGCACAGAACAGAUUCAAGUACAUGUCUCAUCUAAAAACAUCCUUGACUGCGUACGCCUCCUCUUCAGAUCCCGUUUGUGUUUUAAGAUAUUUAUCUUCCUUAAUCUGUGUGGCAGUGGUCAAGUGAUUUUUCACAGAACUUUAAAGUGUUACUUGGUAAAAUAUCUGCUCAGAGAUAGACUUGAAAGCGGUAUGUGAGCACACAAGAAUCUAUCAAAAGAGCGUUAUCUUUUAUUAAAAUGUCAACAGCAUGAAGAGACACAAAGGAAAUCUUCAAGUUAAAGAAACAAACUGACCUGGAGAUACAGUUUUGUUAACGUUUCAUUAAUGCUUUUUGCUCCUAACAUCAGAAACUUUUGUUCGUAUCAGGGGAAAGAAUAUCAACGUUCCAGCCCUGCUGCAGAGAAACUUUUCCUCCCUUGUCCAUCAGUUUUCUGUGUCUGGGUAUACACAGACGAUAUUUCUGGUUUCUUUGAGAUUACAGAGCCAAAAGUCUGGUGUGAUUCAUAUUACAAAUAAUUACACAUAAUUCAUUCACCAUCAUAUAUUUGGUUUUGUGUCUUCUUGAUCAGAACAGAUUUAUUAAAGACUUGUCAGGACAUAAUUUUUGCUCAGUGUACAUGUUUGGAUUCAUUGGAAAUCAUAAAAUUCACUUUUUUUUGCAAAUUAAAAUUAAAUUUUAAUGUCUUUGCUGUCACUUUUUUCCUCCUCAGGUCUUUAUGUCCAUGAUGGGAAACGACAAGCAGGGACAGUUAAUCGUCUAUCACCUCAUCGAGCUCCUCAAAUCAGGCAGCCGGCUGCCUCAACCUCUGGGAUGUCCCACUGAGGUACGAACUGAACAGCUGUUUUCUACCUGAUCAGAAACCCUAAACACACACACACAUCUGCUAACUCUAACACUGUAUGUUGAUACAAACACAGGCAUAUACCAAACAUGUCAGUUCAGCUUCUCUAUCAUGCUUGUGUUACUGUUUUGGAUUUUCUUUCCUAAAUUCAAUCAUCUGUCGUUUUGUUCUUUUUCCUCUCAGAUCCAUGAAAUCAUGGAGGAGUGCUGGGACAACGACCCCGGCUUGCGUCCUUCUUUUAAGGAGCUCGCUCUGCGCAUUGACUUGUUCAGGGACAGUAAAGAGUUUUAGAGAGAACAAUCACCCAAAGUGCCCUGCUCCUCUGCAACCGAGUCGCUCUUAAUGUUGUCGCCCUGUUCGUGACAAAGGGACAAAGGCCAAAAAGAGGUUUCUCUUCUGCUCAGUGCUAGCUCCUGGCAAUGUAGCUUGUGACUGGAAGAGUGGUGGUUCAAACCCAGGACCAUAUGAAAAACUACUGCCAAUGUGCCUUUAAGCAAGGCACUUAAACCCCAUUUCUAAUGUGGAGCUGCUAGGUAACAAGCAGCAGAACAGAAAUGGAAGAUUGGAUGAAAGAAACUGCUGACUGUAGAUGUUGAAAAAGUGUUCAAAUAUACAGGAUAAAGUUUAAGAGGAAGAGACUGUGAGGAGAUUAUUGCCAGGUUAAAAGCUAGAGAUGCUUGUGUCAAACAAGUUCUUUGUGUGUGUACAAAUUUAUGUGUGUGUGUAAGAGAGAGAGAGUGAGUGUGUGUACGUGUGUGUCCAUACAAACAGCUAGCAGGGCUAGCUUCCGCCAUCCCUUUUGUCCCCUUCCCUGAAGAGAAAUGGACUGAUAGUGUUUAAUGUUUUCUACGUGUGUGUGCGUGUGUAAAUACAAACAGUAUAUUUGUGUAAAUAUGUCCAGAAAAAUUUUAUAAUUUUAUAAAAUGAAAAUACAGUGAAAAACUAUAUUUGACAUGCCAGAAAAAUGUCAGUGUUAAUGAAGUACAAACACAGGUGAUUUAAAAAAAAAUCUGUUCUUGUUUUAUGUUUUCAUUGUGAGAGGUGGUGUGAACAUUAAACUGUUAAAUUCCAAAACUGA
This is a messenger RNA of Xyrichtys novacula (pearly razorfish), 25557 nucleotides long. The record is from the annotation of a GenBank genome assembly. NCBI's taxonomy places the organism in Eukaryota, Metazoa, Chordata, Actinopteri, Labriformes, Labridae.